Molecule: messenger RNA, 943 nt
Organism: Prinia subflava (tawny-flanked prinia)
Lineage: Eukaryota; Metazoa; Chordata; Aves; Passeriformes; Cisticolidae
Gene: PPIL3
Product: peptidylprolyl isomerase like 3
Exons: 7
Coding region: 186-671 (161 amino acids)
Biological process (GO): protein peptidyl-prolyl isomerization; protein folding
Cellular component (GO): catalytic step 2 spliceosome
Molecular function (GO): peptidyl-prolyl cis-trans isomerase activity
Source: RefSeq, a predicted model, not a curated record
GGCUGGGUGUGCAUCAGCCCCGGCAGGUGAAAGCAUCGUCCGAGCAGGGCGGGCGGUGCCGCCGGGCAGGGGCUCGCCCGCGGAGGAGCCGGGCGGCGGAGGCGGAGCCCACGUGUUCUGUGCGCGGCAUUUCGGUGGCGGAAAUCGCUGUAUAGAAGGCUACCUCAGCAUUUUGAUAAGCAGGCAUGGCUGUCACGCUGCAUACUGAUGUGGGAGAUAUUAAAAUUGAACUAUUCUGUGAGCGCACUCCAAAGACUUGUGAAAAUUUCCUGGCUCUUUGUGCUAGUAACUACUACAAUGGAUGCGUAUUUCACCGAAAUAUAAAGGGCUUCAUGGUUCAGACAGGGGAUCCAUUAGGCACUGGGAAAGGAGGUAACAGCAUCUGGGGCAAGAAGUUUGAAGAUGAAUUCAGUGAAUAUCUAAAGCACAGUGUCCGUGGGGUGGUUUCCAUGGCAAACAAUGGUCCCAACACCAAUGGAUCGCAGUUCUUCAUCACUUACGGCAAACAGCCACACCUGGACAUGAAGUACACGGUGUUUGGAAAAGUUAUUGAUGGCUUGGAGACCCUGGAUGAGCUGGAGAAGCUGCCAGUGAAUGAGAAAACCUAUCGACCUCUUAAUGAUGUUCGCAUUAAAGACAUUACAAUUCAUGCCAACCCUUUUGCUCUGUAGCCACAGAAUGCCUCAACGCAUUCUUCAGAGACUGGUCAGAUAAUUUGCAGAUUAUGGGGUGUAAGAGCCAUCAAAGAGGGGUACUUCAGCUGGAUCAUAUCUCUGCUCAUUGAAUGUGGAAUUUUCAGGAGCUGUGACAUUGUUUGGGAGUUGCCACAGAGAAGUCUUGUGCUUCCAAAGCCAGGUUUUCCAGAGUAUCUUCCAGCAUUUCGAUUUUUAAACAGUUUUUUAUACUUGUAAAAUAAAAACUAAAACUUUAAUUUUUUUGCUGA